Molecule: messenger RNA, 1353 nt
Organism: Closterium sp. Naga37s-1
Lineage: Eukaryota; Viridiplantae; Streptophyta; Zygnematophyceae; Desmidiales; Closteriaceae
Source: the annotation of a GenBank genome assembly
AUGGCUCGUAAGCGUAAGGGCCAGUCCCUUAACGACUGCCCCAAGGAUCUUAACGACAUCCCUUACAUCCGCUGGAUGAACCAGCAGAUCGCCAACGGCCGUCAUCCGACUGGCUUGUCCGCGCCGCCCGCGCUUGACGGGCAGGGUUCUGGUGCACAGUCGCCCAGCGCGGGCCCCUCACGUGUGCGUCGUCAGCCUGCAAGGACGGCGGCAACUGUGCGGCCCGUCAUGGAGCAGGAAGUCGACGACGAUGAUGAGGAGUACCGCGGCGACGAGGAGGACGAGCCUGAGGACCUUGGGAUGUCGGACGACGAUGACGACGACGAUGACGGCGACGAUGACGACGCCGACGACGACGCGGAGGAGGAAGCGCAACCUGUUGCACAGCCGCCGAAACGGGGCGCCGCUCGCGCCUUAGGGACGGACAAAGGCAAAGGCAAGGCGGUUGAUCCACCGCCACGACAGGAGCCCCGGAAGAAGCGGUCUGCUGCACCAGUCAAAAGGGGCUUAUGGGCGGAUAAGGAAAGCGCUAUCUUCGCCGCCGCGCGUUGGUUCAUGAAAGACGAGCUCGAGCCGCUCAAGGGGUCGAACCCGGGUUGGUGCCAGAAUGUCAACGCGUUGCAAAAGCAGUGGCGCAACCUGAUGCUGCUUUGGCAGGAGUACAAGCGUGGUGAUGGUGGUUCGGGCAACGGUUAUGUGGAGAAACCGCCAUGGUGGCCGUAUCUGGAGCUGUUCAACAAGGACACCGCCGCUGCCGCACCGCAUGCGGUGGAUGGCGGCGGCGCCACUAACGUCAACGUGCCGGCCGGCAUGGAGGUCCCAAGUGCCUCUCAGCUAGAGAUGUCGACACCGACCUUUACAGCACCGCCGCCUCAGCCCACGGGAACACCCAAGCGCGCGCGGGUUCAUGAAACGGCUACUAUGCAAGCCGCCAUGCUUGUCUCCGCGACCAUCAAAGAUUGUCACGGUGACGCGAUGACGCGCAUAGAGGGUCUCGUCCGUGAAUGGAUGGCGCAGGACAUGCGCCUUGCACGCGAGCGCAUGACUGAAUCGGCCCCACCGGAUGUGCACCGUGCGACGACGGAUUUCAGCCCUCCUCCGCCACGCGGGGAGUCCGCGCCACCCCCCGGAGCCGCCCAGCCGCGCGACGAUGUUGGCGACGUCAACCCACAGCGCAUGGCGUUGCCGCCGUACUCUGGCUCGGUGACGGCGGUUCUCCCCGGUAUCGUCCCCAAGAGAAGAGGACCGCUCGUCGGCGUCUUCGAGCACACCGGCAUCAAUCAUGCCGACGAAGGACUUGGCAACACUUUCGUAAAAAAUGGUGUAGUAGUAGGUGACCCAUGCGACGAGUAG